AACAUUUUCCUUUUUCCAACAACUAUUUACAAAAAAAUUGCUUUUCAGACUCAGUAUUUCUCACAGCGACAAAUCGAUGAAUACAGACAGUGCUUCUACCUGUACUGCCACGAAGGAAUUGUCCAUAACUCUUCACAACUCCGAUACAUUAUGCGAAGUUUAGGAUACUCGCCUACCAUACAAGAAACAAUAAAUUAUUUCCAAGACUACGGUUGCAAAAAAGUUGAUUUCGCAUCAUUUUUGCAAAUACUGCACGCUGAAACGAAGAAAGAGCAUCCGAUGAAACAGAUAAUGGCAGCCCUCCAAUGCAUUGACAGGACAAAACGAGGAUGGAUAACUGUACCCGAAUUUGUCAGUAUUCUAUCGUCGGUUGGCGAGAAGAUGUCACGUGAAGAAAUAGAAAACGCUGUUCGUUAUCUGGACGAAAACAGAACCGGUCGAAUCACUUACCCCAAAUUGAUGCAAUUUAUUUCUUCUGUCCUUUAG
This is a messenger RNA of Enterobius vermicularis (human pinworm), 486 nucleotides long. The record is from the annotation of a GenBank genome assembly. Lineage: Eukaryota; Metazoa; Nematoda; Chromadorea; Rhabditida; Oxyuridae.